Messenger RNA from Rasamsonia emersonii CBS 393.64, 1587 nucleotides. Its product is annotated as FAD binding domain protein. NCBI's taxonomy places the organism in Eukaryota, Fungi, Ascomycota, Eurotiomycetes, Eurotiales, Trichocomaceae. Bases 1 to 1587 code for a protein of 528 amino acids. The record is from RefSeq and is a predicted model, not a curated record. The transcript is spliced from 4 exons. Gene Ontology annotation, molecular function: FAD binding; oxidoreductase activity.
AUGCGGGCUUGUCUCGUGCUUGCAGCAGGACUCGUGUCCACAGUGGCCGCAUUGGCCGACCCGGCCCUGAUCGCCUCCCUGGAUGCGCAGGGCGUGCACGUAAAGCAAUUCUUCGACGAAGCCACCCUCGCGUCGUUGGACACGCCCUCUCACGAUCACUGUUCUCAGCUGUGUGAGAAACUUCCUGCGAUAUUUCCGGGAAAAGUCCUUUCCAAAGACACGCCAGCAUACACGGUAUGGGAUGCCAGUUUCUGGUCGCAGCAGCAAGCCCAAGUUCAGCCCGCCUGCAUCUUCCAGCCAGCGAACUCCAGCGAGGUGUCAGCAGGCCUGUUGCUGGCACGCCUCACGCAGUGUCCAUUUGCUGUGAAAAGCGGUGGCCACGCGGCCUUUGCUGGCGGUUCGAACAUUCAAAAUGGCCUCACCAUCGACCUGAGUGCCCUGAAGUCGAUCAGUAUAUCUCCGGAUAGAAAGACUGCGCAAAUCGGAGCGGGAAAUGUCUGGCUAGACGUUUACAGUGCGCUGCAGCCCUACAACUUGUCUGUUAUUGGAGGUCGGGUAGCAGAUAUCGGGGUGGGAGGCUUGACGCUCGGAGGAGGAAUCUCGUUCUUCUCACAGCGGUAUGGCUGGGCCUGCGACAAUGUAAACAACUACGAGGUUGUCCUUGCAGACGGACGCAUUGUCGACGUGAACUAUACAUCCUAUCCGGACUUGUACUGGGCACUGCGCGGUGGUGGCAACAACUUUGGCAUCGUGACCCGAUUCGAUCUUGCAACGCAUUCACAGGGAGUCAUGUGGGGUGGAUCUCGCAUCUACACCACCGAUUACCAAGCCGAUCUGAUCAGCGGGUUUGUCGAGUAUGCCCAGAGAGCGUCCCAGGACCCCGAUGCUGCGUUGAUCCUGAAUUUCGCCUACGCACAAGGAGCAUUUCUGGCAGUUGCAAAUAUCGAAUAUGCGCGACCAGUCAUCAAGCCUCCUAUCUUCGAUGGGUUUGAAACAAUCCCGGCUAUAGUAGAUACCAUGGGAAUUAAAAGUCUGCCGGACAUCGCACUCGAGUUCAAACAGUCCAACCCGGACGGCCUGCGGGAAAGCUUCUGGACCGCAACCUUCAAGUUGGAUGCUGACCUGGUUACAUAUAUCGUCGACCUGUUUGAGACUGAAAUCGAGCCCAUCAAGAAUGCCACCGGCCUCCUUCCGGCCCUAGUCUUGCAGAUCAUCACCACCGAUAUGCUUUCACAGAUGGAGAAGAACGGAGGCAAUGCACUGGGAUUGAGCCCCUCUGCGGGCAAUCUUCUCCUAAUGAACCUCGCCUUCAUGUGGGCAAAUGAAGCGGAUGAUGCAGCAAUCAUGCAUGUCCUGGGAGCCAUCACCUCCAAGUCAAUCGCCGAGGCCAAGUCGCGCGGUCUGUAUCACGAAUUCCUCUACAUGAAUUACGCAAGCCAAUAUCAGAACGUCGUUCCCUCAUAUGGAGCGCAAAAUCAUCAGCGCCUGCAGGCGAUCUCCAAGAAAUACGAUCCGGAUCAAGUAUUCCAAACACUCCAGCCCGGAUACUUUAAGCUGAAUGGACCUCCUAAUUCGACAUAUCCUUGA